Melampsora larici-populina 98AG31 is the source of this 1158-nucleotide messenger RNA. RefSeq lists its product as uncharacterized. The transcript has 9 exons. NCBI's taxonomy places the organism in Eukaryota, Fungi, Basidiomycota, Pucciniomycetes, Pucciniales, Melampsoraceae. Bases 1 to 1158 code for a protein of 385 amino acids. The record is from RefSeq and is a predicted model, not a curated record.
AUGCGCAAGCCAGCCACCCCUUACAAUUCCACAUUUCCAAUCUACAGUGGUUUCGGUCCAUCGCCUGGACGUCAGCUUCCGGUACCUCAUGCUGGAAACCAUGGCCUGCACCGGGCAUGGUCUCUACAUCUCUGGCAACUUCGAAAUCGAGAUGAAGCUCUCAUAAAGCGCAAUCGGGUGUUGGUCAACCCAUGUGAAAAUGAAGAACUACUCGAACCUUCCGUAGACUGCGUCCGCACCGUUGGUACCUUCUACCUAUCCGGCUACUUCGAGAGCCCUGGCCCGUUCAAUACCGACCAAGCAAUCCAGGCAACUUACCGGAAUUACUACUCAACAAUUACCUGUAUGGGAACUGAUGGUACCCAAUUACUCACAAAUCAAAUCGAGGCUAUUGGGCUCAGUACCCCCGAAUUACAGCUUCUGCCAAGACAUAUCUAUUUCCUACGUGGCGAGUUUUUCCCAACUACCAGAUUGAAUGGUGCCGUAGAUGAGUUCUUUUUUGAAGGUUCUGAUCGUCGUCAAGUUGGGAAUCACACAACUUUCAUGGAGAGCCUGGCCGACGGCGUAGGCUUGACUGGUACUGGGAUAGUCCUCUCAAUUAACUCUGCUGUCAACCAAAACGUGAAUUACAGCGAAUCGUUCCCGGCCAACCCCGACAACAUGACACUUUUUGUCAUUGCCCAACACUGUGAUUACCAUCCUAAGUAUCAUAUCCCGCCAAGUGAGAACUUUGACCCAUAUCGACAAGUUGUCAAGGUUGGAUCGGAAUGCCAAUUCCAUGGCUAUAUCAAGGGCUUUAAUGAGGCAACCCGUCGCUAUAUUGUUGUCGUAAACAAGGUGUCGUCUAUGGUGGCACGCGCGCAAAUCGCCCAAAGUGAAUCAGAACCACACCUUGACAUGUUCCAUCGGCUUGAUCGUGCCAACCAAUCAAGCCAGCCUGCCCCUCAAACACCACGAAGAACACCAAGUUUGGAUUUCGAGCCGACUCCCAGUGUCGCGACCCAAGGUCCAUCAACACCAUCAUCCACCGGGAUCCCGCAUUCCACGAAUUCAACAUCAAGUAGUACCACCUCAAAUAAAAACAAGAAGAGACCCCGGCGUCAAGCUGCCUCUAGAAGUCGAGCAGAUACUUCAUACAAUUCUACUAAAAAACAUUGA